AGUCGGUCCCAACCUGCAUCACUAUUGUGACUGCUGUGCCUUGCAUUCCGCUGAAUCCAUCUUUUCCCUUGUUCCAUGUUGGUCUUGAUAGUGGACUGUGGACUACUCACUGUGUUUGUAUCCGGCUAUUUGCAGAUUGCAGCCACCUUGAUUAUUGAGCUGGGAACAUCUUCAAGGUUUAAGCCUCUCUAUUUGUAUUCGGUUUUUUGUGUUCUCUUUUGGCAGCUUGGCCACGCAAAGCUUGGAUCUAUCUGUUUCUUUCAGAAAAUCUAUAUGUUGUUUGUCCUUUAUCCGUAGUGAUACUGGAUACUGUUUCUGUUGCCCCUUUUUUUCCCGCCUUUGAUACAUGACUAUGGUCACGAAAUUCUUAAAGCUUGGUCAGUUAAUUCUUUGAGAACUCAUACCUUACUCUUCAUGUAUAACUUGGUGAUUAUUGGUUAUCAAUAGAGAUGCAAAACUAGGAAAGCUUCAAUCUUAGCAGAACAUCUUCCAGAGUUAUUUCAACAGGAACUGGACUGCAGCAGACGUUUUAAAUCCUUUUUCUUGCGAGUUUCCUGCUUGUUCUUUGGAUCUGUAGGCGUUGUUUCAUUCUGCAGGAAGUGAAGGUGACUAAGAUAUUGCUAGUUCACUUGCCCGUAUUUAAUCAAUAAGGAGUCUAAUCUGAGGGGACCUAUCUUCUCAGACCAAUGGCAAUUCUCUGAUUAGAUUUUUCUAAUUGAUGGAUGACAUACACGACAAUCUUUUGAGAUUGACAAGUUUCUUCAAUGAUCGUUUCAUACAAUUCAUUGAGAAUCUUGUACUUAGAGAUUUAGAUAGAUGGAAAGAAGAUUUUGUCAUCAAUCCAGCGGUUAUUUCUUCAGUAUAUUGUACAAAAAGUUACACCAGCAGCUCACCUUCACAGCCUCAAACAGUUAGUCCAAACCAUGAUAUCUAUGAAAGGAGCAUUUUUAAUAGUACCAAUGAUACAGGAUCUGUAAUUUUACAUAACAGUUAUGCUACUAUCAUUGUUCCUUUAUUUCUAAAAGGGUUGACACUUCCAAUAGUCGGUCUAAAAUGUGCUAGUUGUUUAGCAAUUUCUCCGUGGAGAUAUUUUUUCUCAUGCAUUAGAAGAGCUCAAGUUCAAGUUCACAGAUUUAUAUCUCGGGCAUGGAUAACAUUGCGUGGUUCUUCGGAUGAUAUUGGAUGGUUGCAACAAGAUCCCAGCGUGCCUCCAGUGGAGGAUGGUACUGCAAGGUUCUUGGAAUUGCUAUCAGACGUAAGGAAUGGGAAGCACUCACUACCCAACUCUUUUGUUUAUCUCUUGAUUCCAGGCCUCUUCAGCAAUCAUGGACCCUUGUACUUUGUAGCCACUAAGAGAUUCUUUUCAAAGAUGGGUCUUGCCUGCCACAUUGCUAAAGUUCAUAGCGAGGCUUCAGUAGAACACAAUGCUUUGGAACUGAAGCUAUACAUUGAGGAGCUCUCCUGGGGUUCUGGGAAGCGUGUGAUGCUUCUUGGACACAGUAAAGGUGGAGUAGAUGCUGCGGCUGCAUUGUCUCUGUAUUGGUCAGACCUGAAAGACAAAGUUGCUGGUUUGGCAGUGGUGCAGAGUCCUUAUGGUGGAACUCCUGUAGCUUCUGAUAUGCUUCGUGAGGACCAAAUUGGCGACAAAGAAACUCGCAGAAUCAUGGAACUUCUUAUCUGCAAAGUAUUAAGGGGGGACAUGAGGGCUUUAGAGGAUCUCACAUACGAGAGGCGAAAGGACUUCAUCAUGAAACACAAGCUCCCGCUAGAAAUUCCUCUGAUAUCCUUCCAUUCAGAAGCAAGCAUUGCUCCUGGUGUUCUGGCAACAAUGACUCGCAUUGCUCAUGCUGAAGUCCCCUGGCUCACUCUGAAAGACAAUGAGGCUGAAGAUUCUAAUAUUUGCAUUCAAUCCAGACGCCAAGUUCCUGUAGUGAUGCCCCUUUCUGCCGCCAUGGCAGUUUGUGCCCUCCACCUGCAGCUCAGGUAUGGCGAAAAAAGCGACGGCCUAGUCACAUGUCGUGAUGCUGAAGUUCCAGGAUCUGUUGUUGUGAGACCGGAUAGGAAGCUUGACCAUGCCUGGAUGGUGUACUCUUCAAACAGGAGAAAUCCCAGUGAACCUGACGCAAGUGAAAUGUGUGAGGCUUUAUUGACUCUACUUGUAGAGCUUGGUAGGACUAAAGAAAGUAGUGGAGCAAUGUGUGCAGAGAAGAUGAGCUAUUCUUUGGGCUCAAUUCUGACCAUGCGAUGGCCUCCAUUUGGUACUGCUUCCGCCAUUCAUCUGAUAAUUGGGAUACCAACAUGUUACCUUAAGGAAGAGAUUGGCCUUACUUCCUUCGUCAUUGGUAUUUGAUUUGGCCCAAAUAUGUUGUUAGGAUUUAGUAUAUUGUUUCACAUUCUAUCUCUUGAGGGAUCAACCUUUUGUUUGAAGGAAUUGCAAAUGAUUCCUUUGCUCUCUUCAGAAGUGUGUGAAAGAGGACAAAAAGAAGUUUGAAAAGAUGGGAGCCACUUUGACAGUGACAUUCCAAACGUUUUCUUCGGGUCUGAGGACCAUGAGGGAAUGAGACCAUCUUCAUGACAUGGAAAAUGAAGCUCCUACGAAUGCUACAUGUGGUAGAUUUCUCAUUUAAAAUUCCCAGUGAAAUCAUCGUCGGUAUGAAGUCCCAAGAGAAAAAACAAAACACAGGAAGAGAGAGAGAGAGAGCCGCCAUCUCUGGGUGCAUAACAAGUCAUUUUCUCUCAACAGAUCAGCUAGCAUUUUCUAUUGGCAGUUCUCAUAACAAUGACAAGUCAAGAAAGAGAGUGGAAGACCGAGGUACCGUCUGGUUUGGUGGAAACGAAAGGCCUCGAACGGAAGCACGGUGCUCUGACAGCGGGACGGGUUCCAUCUCGGAGAACAUUUCACGUGGAAAAUUGGGAAAAA
Neltuma alba is the source of this 2920-nucleotide messenger RNA. RefSeq lists its product as uncharacterized. The transcript is spliced from 9 exons. NCBI's taxonomy places the organism in Eukaryota, Viridiplantae, Streptophyta, Magnoliopsida, Fabales, Fabaceae. The coding region runs from base 719 to 2350 and encodes 543 amino acids. The record is from RefSeq and is a predicted model, not a curated record.